Molecule: messenger RNA, 448 nt
Organism: Acanthoscelides obtectus
Lineage: Eukaryota; Metazoa; Arthropoda; Insecta; Coleoptera; Chrysomelidae
Source: the annotation of a GenBank genome assembly
AAAUUAAAUACAAAUUGUGUGUCCCACAAUUAGGGUAAAUCGAGGUUAUAUGGCCAUAGAGGAGAGAUGGCCCAACUCGAUAUUUUCCUAAAUAGUUAUUAGAGGGCGUUUUUUUCAAUAAGGCGUAAUGUACUGUUGUGUGAUCGUGCUAUACUAGAAACUCUGAGUCAAUUAACUAAGUUUAAAGAUGCCAAAUAUUUAUAAAAGAAAAUCAUUGGAGAGGGCCAAAUGGACCGAGGAGCAACUGAAAUCUGCAAUGAGUACUGUUAAAGAUGAGGGAUUAUCUGUACAUCAGGCUGGAAAAACUUACGGUAUUCCAAGAAAGACAUUGGAAAGAAAGCUGGUUAAGUUUGGCUGCAUUCAUUUCUCACCAGAGAUCCACAAAUAUCAGUUAGAAAAGCAGAAAGUUUGUUGUUGGCGAGGUGCACAGCAAUGUCUAGAAAGGUAG